Messenger RNA from Pedinophyceae sp. YPF-701, 2589 nucleotides. The record is from the annotation of a GenBank genome assembly. NCBI's taxonomy places the organism in Eukaryota, Viridiplantae, Chlorophyta, Pedinophyceae.
AUGCUGGGGUCCCAAGCGCGGCGCGCCAAGCAGCGCUUCUCGCAGCUGCUGCUCGAGGAGGACGAAGGGCACGUCGCGGAGUUCGCGUGCGUGUGCGUGGACCCGCCCGCGGAGCUCUUCCCGGGUGAGGGGGGUGUUGGUUCUGAGGGGGGGGGUGUCAAUGAGCUCCCGGGGCGGCUGCACCUGUGCACGCGAUCGUUGGUGCUGGAACCAGACGAUAUGGACGUCGCCGUGGCGCGGCUGCCGCUCGAGUCGUGGCUGUCGCUCGACACGCACAGCGAGCAGCGUGCGAACUCGCCAGCGCCGUCCGGGCGCCCCUCGCGCUCCCAGGAGUUCAGCGUGGUCGCGGGCGUCGUGGUGCGCAUGCGGGAGCGCGGACGCGACCACCCGUACGUCGUCGUGCGCAAGCACGACGAGGGGGGGGUGUCUCUGCGCCUGAAACUCCCCCACUCCCCCCUCGAGCAGCUCCUGGGCCCGCUGCAAGUCUACCUCGCCGCCGCGAAGACCGGCGGGCAGGAGCGCGAAGACAUGCUCGCGCGCGUCGCCGACGCCGCGCUCGCGGACGCCCCCUUCGACCCGUCGCGCCUCCACCGCCUCGGCGAAACCAUUCGCCUGUCCCUGCCGGCAUCCCUCUCGACGCCGCUGACGCACCAGCCGGGCCACCUCGCGAUCACCGACGCGCGCGUCUACUUCCAGCCGCUCCACCCCGCCGCGGGACAGCCCGCCUGCCUCUCGCACCCGCUGCCGCUCGCGGUCACGGCGGUGCCGCGCCGCAGCGGGCUGCUCGCGCUCGGGGUGGAGGUGUUCUUCCUCGGACCGGACCUCGUCGACGGCAGCGACGCGGCGGCCGCGAAGUGGGCGCCGGUGUGGCCCGGCGCGUCCGCGCUGUUCGUGAUGCGAUCGGAGGGCGACGCCGGACGCGCGCUAGAAGCACUGCUGCGCGCAGGCGUGAUGGGCGAAGCGAUCCCGCAGGCGGCGCGCAGGCCGCUGGCGGCCGCGCUGAGCGGCGAGGAGGCCGCGCUGCGGCGCGUCGCGCGCGCGUGGAGCCGGGGCCUCCUCGACACGUUUUCGUAUCUGAUGGUGUUGAAUGUUGCGUCAGGGCGAACCUUCGCCGACCUCGGACAGUGGCCGGUGUUCCCGUGGGUGCUCUCCGACUACACGUCGGAGUGCCUGGAUUUGGAGGACGCGCGGAGCUAUCGCGAUCUGUCCCGGCCCGUGGGCGCGCUGAACGCGGUGCGAUUGCAGCGGGCACGGGAGCGCAUGGCGCACUGGCCGCUGGCGCCGCCUGGGUCGAUCGACGGGCCGUUCCUGUGGGGGUCGCACUACUCCGCGCCGGGCUUCGUCAUGUACUGGCUGCUCCGUGCGGCCCCCGGGCACCACCUCAAGCUGCAACGCGGCCGCUUCGACGCCGCCGACAGGCUGUUCGGGUCCGUGGCCGCGGCUUGGGCGUCCGUCACGUCGACGCAGAGCGACGUCAAGGAGCUCGUUCCCGAGUUCUACCUCCCGGACCCCUCCCCCUUGGUCAACGCGCUCGGCCUCGACCUGGGCAUCGCGCAGGACGGACGCCGGCUCGACGACGUGGAACUCCCCCCCUGGGCGCGCGGGUCGCCGCGGCGAUUCCUCGCGGUGCUCCGCUCGGCACUCGAGGGGCCCGUCGCGUCCCGGUCCAUGCAUAAAUGGAUCGAUCUGGUGUUCGGCCACGCGCAGCGAGGCCCUGCAGCACAGCGCGCCGACAACCUGUUCCAUCCGCUGACGUACGGCGCGGCGCCGAGCGUGCGGCGGCAGCUCGACGGCAUGUCUGAGAGCGACCGCGCCGCGCUGCAGGCGCAGGCGAGGGAGUUCGGGCAGUGUCCGUCGAGGGUGUUUUCCGCGCCACACCCCCCCCGGGAAGUCCUGCCUGACCGCUGCCCGGACCCGGAUAGCCUGAUGGCUCGCGUUGCACCCAAGAACGGGGGCGAUGCAGUCGCGGAGGACGGGGACGAGCUGGCGGUGGUGCGCGCCAUGGCACGGCGCGCGGAGGAUGUCCGUUUGAAGCUCGCAGAGGUGCACGGGUCGCGGCGGGCCGCUCACGGGGGUCUGGGCGAGGAGACAGCGCAGGCGGCGGUGCGCCACGCGUUGCUCGCGUGCGCCGCUGCGCUGCUGGAGCUCGGCGGUGCGGGGGAGUCUGAGGAGGUAGAACAGUGGGAGGAGGGGAGUGUUGCGGGGACCGACCCAGAGCCUGAUGCGGGAGGCAGCGACGUAGAGGAACCGCCGCGCGAGGUGCCGCCAGCGCCGAACGUGUGGCCGGGCGGGCAGGAGGGCGGCCCGGUGAGCGCACAGGGUGCUACUGUGCGCGACGUGCGGCGACUGGCAGGCGCGCAGGCGGCCGGGGCUGCGGAGGCGCUGCGGAAGACGGCGGGCGGCAUCGGGUCGGCUCUGCGGGGAGUGUUCGCCGGGCAGGCCACGGGGAGCGGGAAAUCUGCGAUCGGAGGGUUGGUGACGAAUCUGAUGUCAGGGGGGCGUAAUGGGCCGAGGUCGCCGGGCGCGGGGGGGCGCACGGGCGCUCGGUCGCCGCAGCCGCCCGCCGGCGGAGCGAGGCAGUGGUCGUAG